AUGAUCAAUACCACUACUCAUAAUCCAACUGAAAAGGAAGCUGUUCCUGACAACACCUCAAAAAUGCCCUUACCUACACCUACAGUAUCUACGCCGCCCGAACCACCUGCUAUCAAAAGAAUUUCAGAUGAUGAUUUAUUUCGAUCUUCAAGUCAGUAUAGAAUUUGGUCAUUCACUAAAGAGCAAUUGAAGGAGAAGAGAGAACAAUUAAGUUCUAAAGUUUCUGCUUUAGUACGGGAAAAAAUUGAGAGGUUUUUGGCAGAGAAUAAUUCUCAACUUUCAAAUGAAGAAAUCAAUGAAAUAAGGAAUAAAGCUAUUCCAGUAAAUGCUGCGGAAGAGUUACAAUUAAUCACUUUAUAUGCACAAAAAAUACAAUUGUUUGGCAAUAAAUUGAGGUUGCCCACAGAAGUAGUGGCUACCGCUGUAUGUUUUUUUAAGAAAUUUUAUUUAGAAACGUCGGUGAUGGAAAUUCAUCCAAAAGAAAUGUUUUUCACAUGUUUAUUUUUUGCAUGCAAAUCAGAAAAUUAUUUCAUUGGUAUAGAUUCUUUUGCGAGUAAAGUGAAAAAACCAAAAGAUUCCAUUCUCAAACACGAAUUUAGACUAUUAGAAGGUUUGAAAUUUACUUUGAUGAAUCACCAUCCAUAUAAGGCAUUGCAUGGGUUUUUCCUUGAUAUUCAGAUGGUAUUGAUGAAAAAAGUAGAUUUGAACUACUUAGGCAAAGUUUAUGAAAAUUGCAAAAAUAUGUUAAAUGCGUCCUUGUUAACAGAGACUAUGUAUCAUUAUACACCGCCUCAAAUUACCUUGGCAGUUUUAUUAACAGAAGACGAGGCUUUGUGUUUAAAGUACCUUGAAGUGAAAUUUCCAAAAACCGCAGAAUCUUCAAACAGUGUGGGCUUAUAUGAAAAAGUAGUAAAAAUUAUAAGAGAAUGCCAAAAAGAUUUGAGCGUCUCAUAUAUUCCUUCUAAAGAGGUGGCUGUUAAUAUAGCAGCUAAAGUUCAUUACUGCGAUGAUCCAAUGGUUGUGGUAAAAAGACUGAAACGGAAAAGAGAUCAACAAGAAGAAAAUGCCACCUCUAUAGAUAAGCAACAGAAAAGUUCCUAA
Saccharomycodes ludwigii is the source of this 1101-nucleotide messenger RNA. It is a transcript of the gene CCL1, whose product is annotated as TFIIH complex kinase subunit CCL1. Gene Ontology annotation, biological process: DNA-templated transcription; regulation of transcription by RNA polymerase II; regulation of cyclin-dependent protein serine/threonine kinase activity. Gene Ontology annotation, cellular component: transcription factor TFIIK complex; nucleus. The record is from RefSeq and is a predicted model, not a curated record. Gene Ontology annotation, molecular function: cyclin-dependent protein serine/threonine kinase regulator activity. The coding region runs from base 1 to 1101 and encodes 366 amino acids. Lineage: Eukaryota; Fungi; Ascomycota; Saccharomycetes; Saccharomycodales; Saccharomycodaceae. The transcript has a single exon.